AUGCUAGCACGUCGCGAAACGACGGCUCUAGUGAUUCUGAAUGAAAAUUCCGCUAGUAAUCGGUCAUCAGUAGUAGCGGACACCGAAGCACUUCGUUCAAAUGGCAUUGUAUCCACCGCAGCUUGCCACAGCGCAUUCAUCGAAAUACCAAGGCGGUAUGCAUCAUUUGCUAAUUGGCCCAGCGAACAGCUACCUGCUGUCGAUGAUCUUGUCCGAGCAGGAUUCUUCUAUACUGGUAAAAAUACAAUUGUAACGUGUUUCUAUUGUAAUGGAUCGCUUCAAAAUUGGGGUUCUAAUGAUAAUCCAAUGAUUGAGCAUGCAAGAUGGUUUCCUCAUUGUGCCUAUGCCAAGCAACUUUGUGGCGAUGAUCUUUAUCGAAAAAUAGAGGAAUCAAAACGAUUGGCUCAAGAACGUACCAGAACAAAUGAGUCUGCGAACUAUGGAAAUUCAAAUACGCAAAAGCUGCAAAUAGCCGAUGAGAGCACAUUGUCACGCUAUGUUGCUGCUCGUUUGGACUUGCCAGUGUCGCAAAGACUGCUGGAUAAACCGUUUAAAUUGUCGAUCAUCAAACGAUGUUGGGAAGAUCAACUUCGAUUAAAACAAGAUGACUUCGAAACAGAUUCGGAUCUACUGAUAGCUUGUAUCAUUCUUCAGAAACAAAUCGAUUGUAUUAAUGGUAAAAAAGAGAAUAUCAUUGUGCCCAGUGUGAGAAUGCAACAAAUUAGUGAGCAGGAACAAGCAGAAACGCGUACUAGAUUAUCUUCAUCGGUUCCUACUUCUACAACGCAAGAACAUACCGCUAGAUCGGCUGCUUCAAAUGUCGAAAGGAUACAUCCAUCGAAUACGUGCAAUAGCGAACUGGACUCAAGGAUACCGGUGAAACCAACUGCUACAGAAACAAAAGCAGCGAGUGUAGCUCCUAAAAUCACAUCUCCAGAGCCGAUGGAAACUAGUGCUACCACUUUGACGAAUCCUUGUGCUUUGUGCAUGAGCGAAGAAAAACGUAUCGCAUGCAUUCCAUGCGGACAUUUCGCCACAUGUGUUUCGUGUGGCCACUCACUACGGUCAUGUCCAAUAUGUAGGCGAGAGAUAGAAGCGUUCGUUCGCAUUUAUCUUUAGCAUCUUCAUUAAGACGAUUGUUUUUGUUAUUAUUAUUAUUGAUGUAUAUCCACAUAUAGAAGACGGAAAAGGGAUAUCGUGUGCUGAAUGUUGUGAACAGUUAAUUAUAAAGCCAUACAUACAGAGAAAGAGGGAAAAUAAAAUCGAGUGUGGGCGUGGAUGUGGAUGCCAUUGUGAGUUUCUAACUAUUAUAUACAUCUACACCCACACUUCACACCAACCCCGGUUUUGAAGGCAAGUACAUUAUAAUAUAAUCAUUCGAAUCAGACAAACACAUUGACUACUUUCGAAAGUCACGUCGAUGCUUGUAGAAAAAUUUUCAACACUAUUCCAUAUCAAGACUAAAAUGUGAAACAUGAUGGUGGGUUACCUGAAGAAAUCUUACAGUUAAGGAAAGAUUUUAUUAAAACUGUAAAUGUUAAAAUAGUCUCAGAUACAUCCUAUCAUGUGUUGUUGUAAUCUGGAUAUUCUAAUACCAUUAUUCAUACUGGAACUAUGAUACAGUAUUUUGCAAAGCAUAUUGUUGCACAUAUUGUCGAAUGAUACGAUUGUACUGUUCACGAUCCUCUCGAUCGUGAUGGACUGCCUCGGGAUUUGCCGGUUCCAUGAUAUUUGGAUCAGUUAAUAGUGCAGAAAUCGAGAUUAGAACAUUUUCCAACGUCAACGCCUAGGUCCACUGUAAUUCUAGUAUAUCAUGACAAAUUUGACUAUCAGGAUAGAUGUUAGGAUGAAACAUUCUUGUACUAAACAUGACCUUUGGAGGCUUCCAUGGGUGGUCAUCUGAGAGUUUCACGUCUAAGAUGAAAAAGCCACCUUCAUAGAGUGUAUCAAGAGGACCAUCGAUGGAUACAUAGUAAUAAUGAAGAUUACCAUCAGUAACAGGACGAAUACAUACGGUUGGUACAGGGUUAUGCUUUAGAAUUGCAAAUUCAUUAUUCAUAUAUGUAGCUAAAAGCGAAGACAUAUCUAAACUAAAAUGAAUAAAAGAGAACUUAUUUGUCAGGAAGCAUGAAAUGAUCGAAAUAUAUAAAUGAAUCAA
Molecule: messenger RNA, 2158 nt
Organism: Rotaria sordida
Lineage: Eukaryota; Metazoa; Rotifera; Eurotatoria; Philodinida; Philodinidae
Source: the annotation of a GenBank genome assembly